ACAUGCGCCAACAUAUUUUUUCAGUUAACUUUGAUUUGGCACUUAUCAAAUAGAUAACACUGCAACUCAAUCUAAUAUCUUUCAUUAUAAUGAUUGUUCCAAUCACCAGAUUACAAGAUAACAAGUUAUUUACAGGUCCCAGCUAAUCCGAAUUCAAAAUGUUUUUGUUCUAGGGACUAUUAUUCGAAGCAGCUAUGUUAUUUGCUGUGAUUGAGUUUGAGAAAAACUCAGGUAGAGGAUUAGCUAUUAUUCGUGAAGAGUGGAUGACUCCGAGAAAAAAAAGAGUGCUUUUGGCCUCCAUAUAAGAAUUCGAUUGCAUUCAAUAAAUGCCUGUUAAAUUCGAAAGAUACACACGAAGAAACUUGGCUCCUCUAUGAGAUUAAGAGAGAUUUUUAUAGAACAGAUGAUAUUCGGAAAGCUAGAGAGAAGUUGAGGAAAGCAGAAUCAGAUUCUGAAGUUCUUACUGAAUUUGAUGAAGGUGGAAAAGAAAAGCGAAAAAGAAGACCGGUAAAGAAAAUACUAUUCAGUAGUGACAGUGAAGAUGAAGCUCCGGUUACAAAACAAAUUAAAUAUCCAGAACCACCUUCAGAACUACUUGUUGAUGUAGAAGCUCAACACAUCCUGACAACGAAUGGGCUCGAUGUUCUUGCAGGCCAUUUGGCAAGAAUAGAAGAUUGGAUGAUAUUGAAAAGAAUCAGAGUGAAAUUUUAGCAAGGUUGUGUCCAACAAAGCCUGCUAUGAACAUUAUUCCUCCUGAUAUAAAACUCCCCUGCGAAACAUUGGACGAGAUUAGUGGCUUGGAAGAUUGGUUGCUGGACGACACUAAUAAACAAUCUUUGAUCACAAAUUUGAGUCUUCUGGGUGGGAAAAAAGUUGGAAGAGUUGUGCGCAAUAUACUUGAAAAGAUUUUCACCAAUGAUGUUGCCGAACUUUUCAAUUGGACAGGCAGACACAGCAAACGCUGUUUGAGAGAUUUGGCUGUGAUGAAACUCAUACCUGGUGCUGUAAGGAAACAAAAAACUUAUCAAGUGCUACGGAUGAUGAAAUAAAUACCAACAUUGCAAAUUGGUUUAGAUUUUCGAAGGAUAGAAAUGGAGGACGAGAGCAAAGACGAAAGGACAAGCCAAGACAAGAUCACCAGGACCAGCAGAGACAGUAAAAAAUACCAUGGUUUAUCAAAAACAACUAAUUACAGAAAGUUAGCAAAAGAAAAACAAAAAAUCAAACAACAGUUACUUGAAUUGUGCACUCCUGUUGCAAAUUGUGUUCAAUCUGAAAAUAGCACUCAUGAAUCCCAUGAUAACUCACUUGAUAUCUCAAAUCAAUUUGAUAAUUUAGCAGGAAGUAAAGAAAGUUUUCCAUACAGUUCCAGUUCUGAUAGUAGUAUAAGUAGUAGUUUCAGUGAUGUUUCAAAUUAUUCUCACAAUAGGGACACUAAUUCAAGUAAUCUGCGUGAACAGCUAUGUGUUUGGUCUCAAAAACAUAAUAUCACUAAUUGUGCACUUACAGAUAUUCUACAUAUUUUCAAACCACACCAUCCAACUCUGCCACUUGAUGCACGCACUUUGUUCCAAGAACUGUUGAUGUUGUUGUAUGUAAUGGAGGAUCUUUUGUUUAUUUCGGAUUAAAGAAAAAUGUUAUUUGUAGGGCUAAUAUCAGGGUUAGUAUUCAAGAACUAUCCUCUAAUUACAGAAAAAUUAGCCAAUAAGAGUAUUCCACUUGAACGAGUUUUGUCUGUAUCUGUUAAUGUAGAUGGCUUGCCAUUGCAUAACAGUACAACUAAAUCAUUUUGGCCAUUCCUGUGUAUCCUUGACCAGUCAGUAGACCAAACACCAAUGGUCAUAGGUUUAUAUUAUGGUGAUUCUAAACCUUCCAGUGCUAAUGAUUUUUUGAAACCC
This is a messenger RNA of Nilaparvata lugens (brown planthopper), 1898 nucleotides long. RefSeq lists its product as uncharacterized. Lineage: Eukaryota; Metazoa; Arthropoda; Insecta; Hemiptera; Delphacidae. Bases 738 to 1049 code for a protein of 103 amino acids. The transcript has 5 exons. The record is from RefSeq and is a predicted model, not a curated record.